Rhodamnia argentea is the source of this 1181-nucleotide messenger RNA. Its product is annotated as protein DMR6-LIKE OXYGENASE 2-like. Lineage: Eukaryota; Viridiplantae; Streptophyta; Magnoliopsida; Myrtales; Myrtaceae. The coding region runs from base 51 to 1100 and encodes 349 amino acids. The record is from RefSeq and is a predicted model, not a curated record. The transcript is spliced from 4 exons.
AGGUUCUGUGCCCAGCAAGGAAAAUAUAUGUUCUUGCAGUGCUGCGCAAUAUGGCUCCAGCCGCGACUAAGGUCUUGCUCUCCGACCUCGUCUCUGGCAUCGACUGCGUGCCCGACAAUUACAUCCGGCCCGAGGCUGACCGCCCGAACCUCGCCGAGGUUGAGGCCUCUGAUGCCUCCUCCAUCCCUCUCAUUGAUCUCCAAGGCCUCUUUGGUCCUAGCCAUGAUGAUAUCAUCAGACAGAUCGGUCAAGCAUGUCAACAAGAUGGUUUCUUUCAGAUCAAGAACCACGGGAUACCGGAAGAGAUGGUGCAGGCCAUCCUGAAUAUAGCCAGGGAAUUUUUCCGGCUGCCUGAGAGCGAGAGGCUGGAGACUUACUCCGACGACCCGACGAAAUCGACCAGGCUUUCGACUAGCUUUAAUCUCAAGACCGAGAAGGUGUCUAACUGGAGGGACUUCUUGAGACUCCAUUGCUACCCUCUUGAAGAGUACGUGCAAGAGUGGCCUACCAAUCCUCCAUCGUUCAGGAAGGAGGUGGGUGAGUACUGCACAAGGGUAAGAGAAAUGGUGCUCAAACUGUUGGAAGCCAUUUCAGAAAGCUUGGGGCUUGACAGGCAUUACAUAGGCAAGAACUUGGGCAAGCAUGGUCAGCACAUGGCUAUGAACUACUACCCGCCGUGCCCGCAGCCCGAGCUCACCUACGGGCUGCCGGGCCACACCGACCCGAAUUUGAUCACCAUCCUCCUUCAGGACGACGUGCCCGGGUUACAAGUCCUUAGGGAUGGAAAAUGGGUUGCUGUCAAUCCCAUUCCCAACACAUUCAUCGUCAACAUAGGAGAUCAAAUGCAGGUCAUUAGCAAUGACAAGUACAAGAGCGUGCUUCACAGAGCGGUGGUGAACUGCAACACGGAGAGAAUCUCCAUCCCGACGUUCUAUUGCCCAUCCCCGGAAGCCCUAAUUGGCCCUGCUCAGGGCUUGGUUGACCACGAACAUCCUGCGGUUUACAGGAGCUUCACUUAUGAAGAAUAUUACCACAAGUUCUGGAACAGAGGACUCAGGACUGAAUGUUGCUUGGACAUGUUCAAGACUCCCUCGGCUUAGGAUUUAUCUAAAACUUCUGUUUUACAGUUCUAUUGUUGGUGGGGAGAAACGUCAGAUCGUUCACCAGACAAAAGUUAGUGU